CAGCCGGCUAAUUGUUGAACUUGUUAAAAUUGUUUAAUAAUGUUUUAAUAAGUUGCGGGACCAAGUGAACCACACUACCGCAAUGUUUUCUAUGUCCAAACAGACGCAUGCCGCCACGGCGCUGGAGUUCUCGAUAGCGUGCCGCUUCUUCAACAACCUGGAGGAGAACCUUGUGGUGGCGGGAGCUAAUGUGCUGAAGGUGUACCGCGUAGCGCCCAACGUGGAGGCGGGCCAGCGGCAGAAGCUGAAUCCGAGUGAAAUGCGUCUGGCGCCCAAGAUGCGGCUGGAGUGCCUGGCCACGUACUCGCUGUACGGUAACGUGAUGUCCCUGCAGUGUGUCUCACUGGCGGGCGCCAUGCGGGACGCUCUGCUCAUUAGUUUCAAGGAUGCUAAGCUAUCGGUGCUGCAGCAUGAUCCGGAUACGUUUGCCUUGAAGACUCUCUCCCUGCAUUACUUUGAGGAGGAGGACAUACGUGGCGGCUGGACGGGUCGGUAUUUUGUGCCAGUUGUGCGUGUGGAUCCGGAUGCCAGGUGUGCCGUAAUGCUCGUCUACGGCAAGCGGCUCGUUGUGUUACCCUUUCGCAAGGACAACAGUCUGGACGAGAUCGAACUGGCAGAUGUGAAGCCCAUCAAGAAGGCACCCACGGCCUUGGUUAGCAGGACGCCUAUAAUGGCAUCCUAUCUGAUAGCGCUACGUGAUUUGGACGAGAAAAUCGACAAUGUGCUGGAUAUACAGUUUCUGCACGGUUACUAUGAGCCCACGCUGCUGAUACUCUACGAGCCGGUGCGCACCUGCGCGGGCAGGAUCAAGGUGCGCUCGGAUACCUGCGUUCUGGUAGCCAUUUCCCUGAACAUUCAGCAGCGAGUUCAUCCCAUUAUUUGGACGGUCAACAGUCUGCCCUUCGACUGUCUACAGGUUUAUCCCAUUCAAAAGCCCAUUGGUGGCUGCUUGGUGAUGACUGUGAAUGCCGUGAUCUAUCUUAACCAAAGCGUUCCACCUUACGGCGUCAGCCUAAACAGUUCGGCAGAUAAUAGCACCAGCUUUCCACUAAAACCACAGGAUGGAGUACGCAUCAGUUUGGAUUGUGCCAACUUUGCCUUUAUCGAUGUGGACAAGCUGGUGAUCUCGCUACGCACAGGCGAUCUCUACGUUCUCACACUCUGCGUGGACUCGAUGAGAACAGUGAGGAACUUCCAUUUCCAUAAAGCUGCCGCCAGCGUCCUCACCAGCUGCAUCUGCGUCUUGCACUCGGAAUACAUCUUUUUGGGCUCACGGUUGGGUAAUUCCUUGCUGUUACACUUUACGGAGGAGGAUCAGAGCACAGUGAUAACGUUGGACGAUGUGGAGCAACAGGCGGAGCAGCAGCAGCAGCAACGUCAGCAGGACGAAGGACAGGAUGUAGAGGAGAUCAUGGAUGUGGAUGAAUUGGAAACGGUUCCCCCACAAGCAAAGUCGCGGCGGAUAGAGGAUGAGGAACUGGAGGUGUACGGUUCUGGAGCCAAGGCUUCGGUUCUCCAGCUGCGAAAAUUCGUGUUCGAGGUAUGCGACAGUCUCAUCAACGUGGCACCCAUCAACUACAUGUGUGCUGGCGAAAGAGUGGAAUUUGAAGAGGAUGGAAUCACGCUGCGGCCACAUGCCGAAUCUCUACACGAUUUGAAGAUUGAACUGGUUGCCGCCACGGGCCACAGCAAGAAUGGAGCACUGUCUGUGUUUGUGAAUUGCAUUAAUCCGCAGAUCAUUACCAGCUUUGAGUUGGAUGGCUGCCUAGAUGUGUGGACUGUGUUUGAUGAUGCCACCAAGAAGACUUCCAGACAUGAUCAACAUGAUUUUAUGCUUCUUUCGCAAAGGAAUUCCACAUUGGUGCUUCAAACAGGCCAGGAAAUCAAUGAGAUCGAGAAUACUGGUUUCACGGUGAAUCAGCCAACGAUUUACGUGGGCAAUCUUGGUCAGCAAAGGUUCAUUGUUCAGGUCACCACUCGUCAUGUCAGAUUACUGCAGGGAACUCGCCUGAUUCAGAACGUUCCCAUUGAUGUCGGCUCGCCUGUGGUGCAGGUAUCCAUAGCGGAUCCCUAUGUUUGCCUGCGUGUGCUCAAUGGCCAAGUUAUAACGCUGGCGCUGCGAGAAACUCGUGGAACUCCCCGGUUGGCCAUCAACAAACACACCAUCAGCAGCUCCCCCGCCGUGGUAGCCAUUUCCGCAUACAAGGAUCUAUCGGGAUUGUUUACCGUCAAAGCGGACGAUAUCAAUCUUACAGGAAGUUCGAACAGUGGAUUUGGCAACAGUUUUGGCGGCUACAUGAAGGCGGAACCCAAUAUGAAGGUGGAGGAUGAGGAGGAUCUGUUGUACGGCGAUGCUGGAAAUGCCUUCAAGAUGAACAGUAUGGCAGACUUGGCGAAGCAGUCCAAGCAAAAGAACUCCGACUGGUGGCGUCGACUUCUGGUGCAGGCGAAGCCCAGCUAUUGGUUGGUGGUGGCCCGACAGAGUGGCACUUUGGAGAUCUACUCCAUGCCGGACAUGAAGCUGGUGUAUCUGGUUAAUGAUGUGGGCAACGGAGCAAUGGUUCUCACGGACGCCAUGGAGUUUGUGCCAAUCUCGUUGACCACGCAGGAGAACUCCAAGGCGGGCAUUGUCCAAGCCUGUAUGCCGCAGCAUGCCAACUCCCCACUGCCGCUGGAACUUAGCAUCAAUGGCUUGGGUUUGAAUGGAGAGAGACCGUUGCUGCUAGUGAGGACUCGAGUGGAGCUGCUUAUCUAUCAGGUGUUCAAGUACCCCAAGGGACAUCUCAAGAUCCGGUUCCGAAAGCUGGAACAACUAAAUCUGCUGGACCAGCAGCCCUCGCACAUUGAGUUGGAUGAGAACGAUGAGCGCGAGGAGAUGGAGUCCUAUCAAAUGCAACCGAAAUACGUCCAAAAAUUGCGUCCAUUCGCCAAUGUAGGAGGACUGUCUGGCAUCAUGGUGUGUGGAGUGAAUCCCUGCUUUGUUUUCCUCAUCCCGGGGGAACUUCGCAUCCAUCGGCUGCUGGGAAAUGGUGAUGUACGCAGCUUCGCGGCCUUCAACAAUGUGAAUAUUCCGAACGGAUUCCUGUACUUUGACACCACCUAUGAGCUGAAGAUCUCUGUGUUGCCCAGUUACCUGAGCUAUGACUCUGCCUGGCCAGUGAGAAAGGUUCCGCUAAGGUGUACGCCCAGGCAAUUGGUCUAUCAUCGCGAGAAUCGUGUCUACUGCCUGAUCACCCAAACGGAGGAACCGAUGACCAAGUACUAUCGGUUUAAUGGCGAAGAUAAGGAGUUGUCCGAGGAGAGUCGUGGCGAGCGGUUCAUCUACCCCAUUGGAUCACAAUUUGAGAUGGUGCUAAUCUCACCCGAAACCUGGGAAAUUGUUCCAGAUGCAUCUAUUAAAUUUGAGCCCUGGGAGCAUGUGACAGCCUUCAAGAUUGUCAAGCUGUCGUACGAGGGCACGAGGUCGGGUCUCAAGGAGUAUCUAUGCAUAGGAACCAACUUUAACUAUAGCGAGGAUAUCACCAGCAGAGGAAAUAUCCACAUCUAUGACAUCAUUGAGGUGGUUCCCGAACCCGGCAAACCCAUGACAAAAUUCAAGCUGAAGGAAGUCUUCAAGAAGGAGCAAAAGGGACCGGUUUCCGCCAUCUCAGACGUGCUGGGUUUCCUGGUCACUGGCCUUGGCCAGAAGAUCUACAUCUGGCAGUUGCGUGACGGAGAUCUCAUUGGCGUGGCCUUCAUCGACACGAAUAUCUAUGUGCAUCAGAUCAUCACGGUUAAGUCAUUGAUUUUUAUUGCGGAUGUCUACAAAUCCAUUAGCUUGCUGCGCUUCCAGGAGGAAUAUCGAACAUUAUCACUUGCCUCGCGCGACUUCAAUCCCCUGGAAGUCUAUGGCAUUGAAUUUAUGGUGGAUAACUCCAAUCUGGGCUUCCUGGUGACCGAUGCAGAGGGAAACCUGAUUGUGUACAUGUACCAACCGGAGGCCAGGGAAUCGCUGGGUGGACAGAAGCUUCUGCGGAAGGCAGACUAUCAUAUGGGUCAAGUGGUGAACACCAUGUUCCGAGUGCAGUGUCAUCAGAAAGGCCUGCAUCAACGCCAACCCUUCCUGUACGAAAACAAACACUUUGUGAUCUAUGGAACUCUGGAUGGAGCUCUGGGAUAUUGCCUGCCGCUGCCGGAGAAAGUGUACAGGCGAUUCCUUAUGCUGCAAAACGUUCUGCUCUCCUACCAGGAGCAUCUGUGUGGCCUCAAUCCAAAGGAAUAUCGCACUAUAAAGACCGUCAAGAAGCAGGGCAUCAAUCCGUCACGCUGCGUCAUCGACGGCGAUCUUAUAUGGUCAUAUCGAUUACUGUCCAACUCGGAACGAAAUGAGGUGGCCAAGAAGAUUGGCACGCGAACGGAGGAGAUCUUGGGUGAUCUGCUGGAGAUUGAACGACUAUCUGGCGUUUUCUAGACUUCCGUGGGUCAAAGAUGUAAAGUCUUAGUUGAUAAUUUUAAUUGUAAUUUAUGUUACGCGAGUUUCUCAGUUGUAAUUCUAGUUCUUUUUGUAAUUCUAUCGAAGCAACAACAAAGUAUUUUGUUAAGGAAA
Drosophila serrata is the source of this 4585-nucleotide messenger RNA. It is a transcript of the gene Cpsf160, whose product is annotated as cleavage and polyadenylation specificity factor subunit 1. Gene Ontology annotation, cellular component: nucleus. The record is from RefSeq and is a predicted model, not a curated record. Gene Ontology annotation, molecular function: nucleic acid binding; protein binding. NCBI's taxonomy places the organism in Eukaryota, Metazoa, Arthropoda, Insecta, Diptera, Drosophilidae.